GUGAACACACAUCACCGAAUUCGUGCACGAAUAAACUCAUGCAAUUUAAUGAAUUAAGAAAGAAAAUCGAACUAAAAACCAAUUCGAUUACUUAUAACGAUGUUCGAAAACUGAAUGAGCUUCGAAACAUUUUAACUAAAUAUUUGAUUGAUUUGCCAAAAAUUUAGCAAAUCACACAUACACAUCAACGAUUGUGAAAUUUCUUUCUUUUUUUUUUUCUUGAAAAUGAACACUUUGCACUAAUCAAAGUUGAAUCACUGAACUUAUCUAAUUAUUUCCUUUGAAAAUAAAGAUAGGGGUAGAGAGUGUGACAUAUUUUUUUUUGCGACCGAUUCUUAGUGCUUAUCAUAAACAUAAACUAUCUGAAAGCAUCCACGAUGAACAAAGUAGAAAAUGAAAUUACGAAGCUAUUUGAAGGCAGUGCAUUAUCGGCCACGCAAAUAUCAAAAUUGAUCAAAUGGCUACAAAUGACACCAAAAACCACAACAGUUCGCGUAAAUUUGCUGAGCACAUCUACCAAUCAUGUAAUUGCAAACAUUUUGAAAAUGUUUGAGCAAUGCACUCAUUUACCAUGCCUGCCGUUAAUUGAACGUUUCGAUGCGAUUCCCGAAAUGAUUAUGAUACACAGCCUUGAUGAGCGUGCAAUCAAUAAAAAACCAUGCCCAGAACGAAAGGAAGUUAUUGUUGAUGGUCCAUGUGCGGCAGCAGUUCUUCGCGGUGCUCAUAUAUAUUGUCCAGGCAUUUUAGCGAUGCAAACAAAUACAAAAUUGAAUGAAAUUGUGAAUAUUUUUGGCGACAUCGAAGGUGCAUGCAAAAAAGGAACCAACAUUGUAUAUGAUUCGGUGCAGAAACUAUUCAUUGGCACGGGACAAGUGAAAAUGCAACGACAUCAACUAUUUGGAACUGAUGGCCCAUCAAAAGGUAUUGGUGUUGAAGUUCAUCAAACCAUAUCAUGUGUACCGUCUGUUGGCAGUGAAUAUCUAUCCAAUCAAAGUAGUUUAUUACAGAAUUUUCCGUCAAUUGUUUGUAGCAGAGUCUUGGAUCCGAAGCCAAACGAAAUCGUUUUGGAUAUGUGCGCAUCACCCGGUAAUAAAACAACACAUUUAGCACAAUUGAUGGAAGACAGUGGUGUACUUGUUGCACUCGAUAAAUCGGAGAAUCGUGUCAUCGUAUUAAAAGAAAAUAUUAAGAGAUUUCAUUUAAAAUCGGUUCAUUCUUAUACAUUUGAUGCAACGAAAGCAAUUGAUUUGACAAUGAAACAACAUAAAAAUGAUUUUCCAUCCCAUCCACCGUAUGCGGAAGAGAGUUUUGAUAAAAUUCUAUUGGACGCUCCAUGCAGUGGUUUGGGUAAUCGACCGAUAUUGUCAACAAAAUUGAAUCGCCAUAUUGUGGCAUCGUUUCCGAAACUACAAAAAAAGUUACUCGAUACAGCAUUGAGACUGUUAAAAGUCGGUGGUACUCUUGUGUACAGCACUUGUUCGGUGCUUGACGCUGAAAAUGAACGAAAUGUUGCAUAUAUGUUAGAAAAAUACGGCAAAGUAUUGGAAUUGGAGACUGCCACUCCGGUUUUUGGAAAUCCUGGUUUAAAAAAUGCCGGAUUAAGUGAUGAUGAACGCAGAAAAGUACAACGCUUCGGUCCAGAUUUUGAAAAUCCGGAAAAUCAAGUAACAAUUAUCGAUUCAACGGGUUUCUUUAUUUGUAAAUUUCGAAAAAUUGCCAAACUUAAUUAAAUAGAUAAAUAUUGAAUUAAAUAUACUAUGUCCUGAGAUCUGCGUCUAUGAAAAAUGGACAUUUACUUUA
Contarinia nasturtii (swede midge) is the source of this 1800-nucleotide messenger RNA. Its product is annotated as tRNA (cytosine(72)-C(5))-methyltransferase NSUN6. Gene Ontology annotation, molecular function: RNA binding; methyltransferase activity. Gene Ontology annotation, biological process: RNA methylation. The record is from RefSeq and is a predicted model, not a curated record. Lineage: Eukaryota; Metazoa; Arthropoda; Insecta; Diptera; Cecidomyiidae. Bases 378 to 1730 code for a protein of 450 amino acids. The transcript has 3 exons.